This is a messenger RNA of Leptopilina heterotoma, 1747 nucleotides long. RefSeq lists its product as uncharacterized. The transcript has 6 exons. The coding region runs from base 97 to 876 and encodes 259 amino acids. Lineage: Eukaryota; Metazoa; Arthropoda; Insecta; Hymenoptera; Figitidae. The record is from RefSeq and is a predicted model, not a curated record.
GCAGAACUUGAGUAAAACGUGGUUGACCUGUGGUUCAGUGAAUCAACGAUAAAAUUUUCAUCUAUUGCAAUCAAUCAUAUCAUUCACAUUUUCAACAUGGAUGAAAAUAUUUUCACAUCCUCUGAAGCCAUUGAUGCUGUGCAGUUCUGGGACCGUACAGUUGAAGUUAUUGGAUACGUAAAAAAAGUGAUUCCACGGAGGAUUGCCGGCUCUACAGAAUUUUUGAAGUUUAUACUUUCCAAUGGUAGUGGAAAACACAUUCAAUGUUGCAUUUGGGGGGCUAAUGAUAUAAAUGCUCUCGAGGCACACAUCAAUUUGAAUGAGAUUUUGCAUAUCGAUGGAGCAUGGGCAAGAGUGCCUUCUAAAGCAGAAUUUAAUAAAGGAAAUUGUCAAUUCGAGUUACAACUGUUUGCCAACACUGUUGUCGUGUCCUUUGGACAACAUUUAGCUGCUGUAGAUCAAGAAGAAGAAGAAGAAGUCGUUGAUGUUGAUUUUGAAAAUUUGGUGCACUGCGAACCAGGAUCGAGAAUUAAAGUUAUUGGGUACUUAAGAACUGUUUUCGUCGAGCAACGACUUGGCUAUGGUCCCCAAGUAGGUACCUUUGGAUGUGGUUCCUUAACUGAUGGAACAUAUAAACUUGAAUUACGAAUUCCAAGUUUACGUGCACCCAGAGAUUUCACAAAAGGACAAAAAUUAUCCAUCAUAGGCACCAUUGAGUUUCAAGGACCAAGAAUGCAUUUGCAAAUAAGUAAUGUAAAUGACAUCGAGGAGUUAGAUGGUCUUAUGCGUCUGAGUCAACUUCUUGAGGGAUUUCGAGAAUUAAAAAGACAAUUGUCUGAUGCUGAAGUACCAUCUGGAUCUAGACGUAGAUCAUAAAAUAGCUUAAUCAGUUUUUUUAUUUCAUCGACUUCAAAAACAAAAAUUAUUAUUUUAAUUUGCGAAUAUUGUUGAGUCUUUAAAAUGGUACUCAUGAUAGUAGAAAAACCAUAUAUUUUGGAAGCCAAAUAUAGUUUCUUUAGUGGUUAUUUGAAACUUUUACCGUAAUAUCAUUUAUAAUAUUAUUUCUCAAAAAAUUAACAAUUUCACAGUUAUUUUUGUGAUAAUAAUUAAAUUUUUGUUAAAAUUAUGGAAGGAAACAUAUUUUUUUUGAAGGAAAUUUUUUAGAAAAAUUACAUCUCCUUCAAUUUAUUAGUUACACAGAGUUCUAUUUAGUUGUCUAUUACUUCUAACUUAGGGUGCACAGAUAAUAAAUAGUACAUUAGCGGUUUUUGUUUUUUUGCAUAAAAAAGUUAUUCAAUUACGGUAUGAAUUUGAAAUACCUAAUUUAACGUUGCAAAGUAGGUACAGUUUAUUUUUCGAGCGUCUAAUGGACUAUUGUAGGAUCACCCUUAGUUGUAAAUAAUUUUUUUCCAUUAGUUAUUUCCAUUUAAAAUAAAAUCUGAGAAUAUAAGUAAUAUUUUAAUUUUAUUACAUUAAAAAUUAUUCAAUACCGGUAUGAGUUUCAAAUAUCUAAUUUAAUGUGUCAUUUGUACCUUCGAAAGUAUUAAACUAGAAUUACUACGAUUAGGAAUGAAAAGGAUAUUUGUUAAUGUUGAAAAUGCCUUGUAAUUUAACUAAAUUGUUUGAAUUAUGUAAUAUUUUACUUUAAACCAACGAAAGUUUUUAUUUUUUCAUUUCAUUUCAUAGAAAACAACAUUUUUGUUAGGUUGACAGUCAUUGUCAAAAAAAUCUUUUGUUUAUAUUCUUA